This is a messenger RNA of Plasmodium reichenowi, 1248 nucleotides long. Its product is annotated as palmitoyltransferase, putative. Gene Ontology annotation, molecular function: protein-cysteine S-palmitoyltransferase activity. The record is from RefSeq and is a predicted model, not a curated record. Gene Ontology annotation, biological process: protein targeting to membrane; peptidyl-L-cysteine S-palmitoylation. The annotation marks the transcript as partial. Gene Ontology annotation, cellular component: Golgi apparatus; endoplasmic reticulum. The transcript has 4 exons. Lineage: Eukaryota; Apicomplexa; Aconoidasida; Haemosporida; Plasmodiidae.
AUGAUAAAUGUUUUGCCAUAUGUGGUAAUAUCCCUCAAAUUAUGCCUUCUUUUUACAUGUAUUCAUUUGAAAAAUAUAUAUCCUUUUGUUUUUUCGAGUUUUUCGUGUUUUCUUUUUGUUUAUCUGUUUUCCUUCCUGCUGUAUAUCAUAGUGUCAUAUCGUAACCCAGGAUAUGUUACCACGUGCCCAACAAAUUACAUAGAGACGGAUCAGAACAUACAAUUGAAAAAUUUUGUUAAAGAAAAAAAAUAUAAUAAUACAAAAGAUAAUCAUAAUAAUAAUAAUUUAAAAUACGACACAUACAAUAAGUUAUCAUAUUUCUCAACCAACGAUAGCGGAACGUCUUGUAGUUUUUUUUCUUCAAGCACAUCUGAAUGUUCAACUGACGAACUUCGAAGCUUAACAAUUUUACAUCAUAAAAAGAAAAAUACAAUAAUAACAGAAAGAUGUAUGAGAAAAAAAGAAAGAUAUAACCAAGAUUUUAAGAUCGAUGAAAAUUAUAUUAUGAGAAAUUACAAGAAAAAGGGAAGCCCUGUUCAAGUGAAAAGAAGAUAUAUAUAUUAUAAAAAUAAAAGAAAUGAUCAACUUUAUAAUAGAUGUAAUUUUUUUUUUAAAUUAAAAGAUAUAACGUAUUCAUUAAAUAAAGAGACAGAUGAAGACACACAAAAUGUAGAUAGAAAUAUAAUAAAGAUAAAAAAAUUGAAGAAACUUAAUAUGUUCAAAAUAAAUAUAACAAAAAAUCAUAUAUUUGUAUUAUAUAAAAAAAAAGUAACCUAUUACAAACCUUUAUCUUUAAGAAACAUAAAUCAUAUUUUUAUUAAUUCCAAUAGAAAAUUAGACUACACAAAAAAAAGAACACAAAAUAAGUUUAUAUCAAACAAUAAUAUAAAAUUAAAUAAAAUAAAUAAACAUGAUAUUAUAUUUUAUAAAAACAUAAAAGAAAAAGAGAAGAACAAAAAUAAUCACAUUUUUUAUUUAUAUCGUAAUAAGUUAUAUCAAUAUAAUAUACCAUUACCAUACUGUAAAAUAUGUGAUGUAUAUCAGAUAUUAAGAAGUAAACAUUGUCAAAUGUGCAAAAGGUGUGUGCGAACCUUUGACCAUCACUGUCCUUGGAUAAAUAAUUGUGUAGCUGAAAAUAACAGAAGCUUCUUUUUAUUAUAUUUAUAUUUUGAAUUGUUCACUAUAUGGUACUCAAUCAAAUUUAUUUCACACCUCGUGUAUCUUAUGUUGUACGACGACAACGGGUUU